Messenger RNA from Nilaparvata lugens (brown planthopper), 3379 nucleotides. RefSeq names its product pseudouridine-metabolizing bifunctional protein C1861.05. The record is from RefSeq and is a predicted model, not a curated record. Gene Ontology annotation, molecular function: pseudouridylate synthase activity; kinase activity. NCBI's taxonomy places the organism in Eukaryota, Metazoa, Arthropoda, Insecta, Hemiptera, Delphacidae. The transcript has 16 exons. The coding region runs from base 200 to 2329 and encodes 709 amino acids.
GAUACUUUUCAUGUUCGGUUUUGUCGUCUGUCCGUUGAGUCGUCUGCAAUUUCGUCGUGUCGGUUUAUUGUUGUUUCAAUUUAAUUAGAACCGGUUCUAAUUAAAUGUUCUUAUUUAUUACAUAUUAUGUGAUAUUUUAACUCUUAUUACUACAAAGAAAAACAUCUAUUCAAAAACCAUUCUGCCCAGAUCAUAAAACAUGAAGUCAGUCAGAAUAGGAGUGACCUGCUAUAACUCAGCGUUCGGCCAAGCUAAACGCAGUUUAUCCUCUAGUUCCAAAACUAAUCUUGGUGUAAUCGACGUUUUGCCUGAAGUGAAGGAAGCGCUCAACAGUAAAACGCCAGUUGUGGCUUUGGAGUCCACCAUCAUAACCCAUGGCAUGCCUUACCCAUCCAACCUAGAAACGGCCCUUGAUGUGGAGGAUAUUGUCAGAAAACAGGGAGCUGUACCAGCAACCAUAGGGGUGAUUGAUGGACGUGUGAAGGUUGGUCUCAAAAGAGAAGAGUUGGAAAGAUUGGCGCAACCUGCUUCUCCGGAACGGCCAGUUGUCAAGAUAUCAAGGAGGGAUUUUCCAUUCGUUUUAUCAAAGAAAAUGGAUGGUGGUACGACAGUGGCCGGUACUGUAUUGGUAGCUGAAAAAGUCGGAAUCAAAGUAUUUGUCACAGGAGGAAUAGGUGGAGUACAUAGAGACGUGGAGACCAGCAUGGAUAUCAGUGCCGAUCUAAUGGAAAUGUCUAGAAGCUCCGUCACAGUUGUGUCUAGUGGAAUCAAAUCCAUACUGGACAUUGGACGAACCCUCGAGUAUCUAGAAACGUUGGGUGUAUGUGUGGUUACAAUGGGAGACAGCAACCGGUUUCCCGCCUUUUACACUAGAGAGAGCGGCCAUCAGUCUCCAUAUCAUGUGAAAAAUGUAGAUGAAGCUGCCGAACUUAUAUCAAGUCUGCAUACUUUGAAAAUGAACUCUGGAGUUCUGUUAGCUGUUCCUGUGCCGUUGGAAGCUGAACAGAUUGAUUUUGCCAGUAUGGAGGAAGUGAUCUCCCAGUGUUUGAGGGAUUGCGAAGAACAGGGAAUAAAAGGAAAAGCUGUCACUCCCUUCGUCCUUGAAAGAGUGAGCAAACUAACGAAAGGAAAAUCGUUAGAAACAAACAUCGCCUUAAUAAAGAAUAAUGCCCUGGUUGGAAGCAGGGUUGCCACAAAACUUGAAGCAUUGCUCUCCAGUUCUGAGCAUGUAGAACAUGUGAAUAGUAUGCCGCAAGCUGUUGGCCAAAGUUCACUGAAACAUGUCAGCAGUUCCAAGGCAUCUUUAACUUCAUCUUCAACCCAGCAACCUCUGGUGAUCGGAGGCUCCAAUCUUGACUGCGUGGUGAUAGCUACUGAUUCACUCAAGAAGGACAAUGCACUUUCAGCUGGCAGUGUGCGUCAUAUGGGUGGUGGGGUGGCCCGCAACAUGGCCGAAGCCCUGUCCCGGCUGGGUUGUCAUCCGUGUCUACUGUCAGCUGUUGGAAAUGACAACAUUGGCCAGCUAUUACUCCAAUUGACACCUCCCACUGUUGACUGUAGCAGAAUAAAGAUGGAAGACACGAACUCAGCUAGCUGUGUUGUAGUGAUCGAUAACACUGGUGAAAAUGUGCUGCUCGUUGGGGAUAUGUCCAUCCACAAUCGUUUGAACAAGCAAUAUAUUUCAAAUAAUUUCGACAAGUUGAAGAACAGUUCAAUUGUUGUGAUGGAUGGUAAUGUACCUGAUGACACCAUGGAAUUCGUUAUCAAUGAGUCUUAUUAUCAUGGAAAACCAGUAUGGUUUGAGCCGACCGAUAUAGUCACCGCCAAUAAGGCAUUCAAAAGUGAGGCAUGGAAAAAGCUGCGUUUCACCUCACCAAACUUCAAAGAGCUUCAAGAAAUUUCAAUCGCUACUGGUCUCGCAUCAGCUACAAGUAAAUUUGAAUCUAUGACUAGAGAUGAAAUAAUAGAUGCUUCUUUCAAAAUGGCGGCGCUGUUGGCAGAGCAUAUUGAGACAGUUAUGGUUACACUGGGACAACAUGGAGUGAUGAUGGUAGGCAGAGAAUCAGCCACUUCAACUAUCACCGGUCGUUACUACAGUUUGUCCUCAGACCUCAGACUGGAUAUAGCAAGCGUCUCAGGAGCUGGAGAUUGUUGUGCAGCGGGCUACAUUCGAGGCUGGCUGACGGGACUCCCUGAAUCCAGCUGUAUGUCUCUGGCAUUCGCGUCGGCUGUAGAUUCUCUCCAUUGUUUCGAUACUGUUCCUAAGCAAUUCACCACCGAACCUCAGGACAUAGCUAAGCAUAUGAAGCUCACACUCAUCACUUCCUGAGGAGGAGAAGAAGGAGAAGAAGAAGAAGAAGGAGGAGGAGGAGGAGGAGGAGGAGGAGGAGGAGGAGGAGAGGAGGAGGAGGAGGAGGAGGAGGAUGAGGAGGAGUAGGAGGUAAUGGUGAUGAAGGAGGUGAUGAUGAAGAAGGUAAGAGAAAAAUGAUAAGUGGGAGAAAAAGAAGGAGAAGAAGGUGAAGGAGAAGAUGUAGAAGUCGAAAAAUAUAAUCAAUAGUUGGUAUAAAUGUUCAAAUAUAAUAUCUGUGGCUUGGUGCAAGGAGUACCUAUGUCAAAAUAUCAACUUUCUCACAAAUCAGCUUGAAAGUUCACCUUGUAUUUUCGAACAACGGCAUUUCAAUACGGAAAUGCGAGUGCUAGAAGUGCAGAAGUCGACAUUGCUAUUUCUGGCACAGAGUAUGAAUGACAAUCUAAAAACAUAUGUCUUCAUUGAUAGUUUUCGCACUCUGAUCUCUGAUAGUGGAAUAACAGUUAUUAUAAUUUAGUUACUAAAUCAUGACAUUGGUAGUAUAAAUUGUAUAACUUUUUAUUGCUUUUAUAGGACAUUGGCACUUCUGGAACUGAAAAUAAUCUAUAUUACCUAGUGAUCAAGCAACCAGAGCUCAAGCAUUAGCUUUUCUGGGAGAGCCCAUUAUUUCAAUAUUAAAAUAAAAGAAAACAUUCGUUGAAUAUGUUUUUAAAUUAGUUAAGAUUAUAAUUAGUUAUAACAUUAUAAGAAUGUUUUUGUUUCACUUGUUUGUAAAAAAAAGAAUUGCAAUAAAUUGAUUUGAUUUGAUGUAUUAAACUCGUUUUUGAAAAUAAUUGACAUUGGUAGUUUUUGCACCAGCCACAGAUAUAUAAGCGGAUAGUUUAAAAUUAGAAGCAUAUAGUUCUGGAAGACAUAAUAUUACAGAACAUCUUGUGGAUUGGAUUGUUUAAUUUAUUGUAAUUUGUGAUACAUUCCGAGUUUAAACCACCUGCUAUUCCGGAUAUUCAGCUAUAUGCAAGGGAGUGCAUCAGUUCGUCAAGUUUUCAGUUUUCAAUUACCUACCCAUUUUUA